UGGACAACUCCAGUACAAUUUCAGCCACGUUACGAAAUUAACGCACUUUCCCAUUUUACCCUCACUCGUCGCUCUCCUCCCCUUCGCCUCUCGCCGGCCACCACCUCGACCACCUCGCCGGCCACCACCUCGCUCACCUCGCCGGCCACCACCACGCCGGCCUGGCGGCCACCAUCACUUCCCGUCGCCGCCAUCAUUCUUCCGCCUCUACUCACACCCGUCGUCCACUCGCACCCUGCUCCACUCACACCCCGCGUCCAAGGUCAAAGUUCAGAUUUUUGCUCCGGGGGCGAGCUUAUGGCGAUGGAGGAGCUGGAUCCGCGUGCGCCUGCUUUGGAUCUGGCGACGGAGGUGGUGGAUGCGACGUUUGAAGUACACAUGGGCGGCGGCCUGCUCCCCGCCGCGGCAUGGAGGUCGAGGGGCGGCGCGGCGCCGAGGCCGAGCCUGGUGGUGACGCGGACGAUGAACGAGGAGGUGGUGUACGAGCUGCGGCAAGCCACGCUGGUGAAGGACCUAGGGGCGGCGGGCGCGGGAGGCCAAGGCGGGCAGGCGCUGCUAGUGGCUGGAGCAGCUUGAGCAGGAGGGCACGCCGAGCUCGGCUGGGGCCUCAUGAGUUGGGCGGCAUCUGGCGCGCAGGGUCAGUGCGCCCUUCGCCGCCCUCCUCGUGGUGUCCGUCCUUGUCCUCGUCGUCUUCACUGGCCGCUUCCUGCAGGGCCCCGACGCUUCCUCGUGAUUCACCCCGGUACAUGUGGACGACUCCACACCCCGGACAGUCUCCUCCACGGACCAAGACUUGGAGACAUCUGAUUCAUCAAAUCAAGAAGGGGAGGGGGGUGACCAAAAAAUUGCUAGCUGUUGGUGAAGUGUCAUUUUCUCACAAUAUAAGACAUCCGGACUCUAUCCUUGGUGGUCGAGCAGCCUUAACUACGGCUGAAUAAUUAUGUUGAAGCUUGCUGUUGUGGUCAUGCAACUAUUUCCAGGUAUGAUCUAAUGACUCGUCGGAAAGAAACCUGUCACAAAGAGCCUUUUAGCUUAACCCUCGUUACAUGUGGAAAUUUGGGUAAUACUUUGAAAUUUUGGAUGUGUCCUGGUUGCAAUUUCCUGAAACCAUACAGGUGUAGACUACAAUGCUUUCUGGUAGAAAACCAUUAAUAAAAGAAUAGACAAAUUGUUAUUCUAUUCUGUUCUACAAAAACAGGGGUAAUAGAAUGAAUUGGCUUAUUCACAUUUCACAUUCAUUUUAGCUAAUCAUUCUGCCAUUUAGUGCUCCAUAUCAGUGUGCAAGCUUAGUAGUGGUUUAUUUUCAAUCAUUUAUUUGAAAUGUCAUAGGUCAAGUUGUUUACAUGCUGCCGGAGUCCUCUGCUAGUUAGUGCCGACUGUGAUGAUGUUAACUUGAUAUUGCAUAUGUUUAUUUGCUCAGAACCAUUGGUUAGGACACUACUCAGAACCAUAGGAACAGUAUGUCAGAGUGUAACAGAUUAGGCUUUUGAUGCUUUCCCCACUUCUGCCUUCGAUAUCUUCAAAUACAAAAGUUUGCAGGCUUUGAUCCAUUUGAAAGGUCAACUUAUUUUGGACGACAGUUUG
Molecule: messenger RNA, 1584 nt
Organism: Triticum dicoccoides
Lineage: Eukaryota; Viridiplantae; Streptophyta; Magnoliopsida; Poales; Poaceae
Exons: 4
Coding region: 408-938 (176 amino acids)
Source: RefSeq, a predicted model, not a curated record